UAAAGCGUUUAAAUAACUUGAAAAAGCGCUUGAUUGACUAGGAAGUAGUAAACAAGAAACCUCCCAAAUUUACUUUUCUGAAAAUUUAUUUGUCUGAAUAAAAAAAAACAUUUUGAAAUGUCGAAACAAGCGAGUCGGUCUUGUGAUCCAAGGAAGGUGAAUGGUGAACUGUUCACACUGACGUAUGGAGCUCUGGUAGCACAACUGCUGAGAGACUAUGAAGAUGAUGAAGAAGUGAACAAGCAGCUUGAGAAAAUGGGAUACAAUAUUGGUGUAAGACUGAUUGAGGACUUUUUAGCAAGAACAAACACAGGCAGAUGUAAUGAUUUCAGGGAGACAGCAGAUAUUAUAUCAAAGAUGGCAUUUAAGAUGUAUCUUGGUAUAACACCAGUAGUGAGUAACUGGAGUGCAGCUGGGGACGAAUUCUCUCUACUGAUAGAAAACAAUCCAUUGAUAGACUUUGUAGAGCUUCCAGAUGGCCAUAAUGCCCUCAACUAUUCCAGUUUACUCUGUGGAGUCCUGAGAGGUGCUCUUGAAAUGGUUCAAAUGGAAGUAGAUGUAAAAUUUGUUCAAGACCAGUUAAAAGGUGAUAGUGUUACAGAACUAAGACUAAAAUUUGUGAAAAGACUUGAAGAUGCAGUACCAGUAGGGGAGGACUAGUCAACUUGUUACUCAUUGUUAAUUGUAAAUGUUAAUAGUAAUUGUUGUGUGUUUAUUUGCAGUAUACCUGUUGCUAAGUUACAGGCAUGUAGUGAUCACAAUUUGAAUCCCAGUGAAAAAUAUCUUUUUCUAUAUGACAGUUUCAGAAAAAGAGAAUUUGGGAUUGAGUCCACCUUGAUGAAAUUGAGGACUGAGGGGUGGGAUGGGAUGCCCUAGGAUUCUAUCUUUGUUCCUGAUUGAAUUUAUAGGUUGGGUGUUAUUUCCAUCUUUCUUUCUGAUUAGAAAUUUUUAAAUUCAAGGUGAAUAUCAUAUAUAGCUACAAAACAGAUUAUUGAAGAACAUGACUUUUAUUUCCAUAUAAAUAAACAAUUACUAAUGAGUAUCUCUUUCAUUGCUGUCACAAUUGAAUAUCUAAUUAUGCCAAUAAAAUCAGAAUGACUUUAGGGUAUUGUAAAGCUCAUGGAUCCUAUUGUAUUUUUGUACUGAUUGUGUAUGGAUGUUUCUAUUAAAAAGGAGUCAUUUCUCGGUUGUGUAAAGAACCAAUGUCUAUAUGAUUUCAGCAUACAGUCAGACCUGUACUUAAACACCACCAAAUUGAAUAAAGACCAAUAAUAUUCUAUCUAAUAGAAGCAUUUACAGUUUGUUAACAUCCUGAGUUUGGUUUUAUGUACAAGUUUAACAGUGUUACCUUUGAUAAACAUAAACAUGUUAAUUUUGUAGGUAAAAAACCAUUGCUUAUAUAUGUUUUAAUGAGACAAUGUCAUGAUUAUUUGAACAUUCCGUAUUUGUCAUGUAAAAGGUAAUACAAAAUGAAUUUUGUCCCUAUUCUGCUUGACAGUCAUUUUCAUCUAUUUUUGAACAUUUGCCAUGUGUUUGUAUUUUGACAGGUUCUGUUAAUGUAAAUUACUUUUCAAUGUGCAAUAUAUGAAUAAAUGAAGUACUGAAAUAAAA
This is a messenger RNA of Mercenaria mercenaria, 1611 nucleotides long. RefSeq names its product trafficking protein particle complex subunit 3-like. Gene Ontology annotation, cellular component: cytosol; TRAPP complex; cis-Golgi network membrane. Gene Ontology annotation, biological process: intra-Golgi vesicle-mediated transport; endoplasmic reticulum to Golgi vesicle-mediated transport. The transcript is spliced from 5 exons. NCBI's taxonomy places the organism in Eukaryota, Metazoa, Mollusca, Bivalvia, Venerida, Veneridae. The record is from RefSeq and is a predicted model, not a curated record. Bases 118 to 660 code for a protein of 180 amino acids.